Messenger RNA from Closterium sp. Naga37s-1, 474 nucleotides. The record is from the annotation of a GenBank genome assembly. NCBI's taxonomy places the organism in Eukaryota, Viridiplantae, Streptophyta, Zygnematophyceae, Desmidiales, Closteriaceae.
AUGACGGCCGAUGUUGGCGCGCGACUCGCCAACUGCUCCUCUAAGCAGACGAUCCUUGAUAGCCGCUUCCACCUCGCCAUCUUCAAGAACUUCACUGGCAAUUACAACCUCCUCAUCGACACGCUCCUGGUCGACGCGGCGGGCAGUCCGCCUGACUCGCUCGCCAUCGUGAAGGGUGCCGUGUGCGACGCCGCUGCUACGGACGUCCUCGCGCUGCCGCUCGCCGCGGCGAACUGGCAGCAGCGCGCGGGGUGGUGGCUGCUGCACGCGGAGGCGCGCCUUGACGCCUUCCUUGAGAACGCGGACGCCGCCACCGUCGACGCACUGCUCGCGGUUCUCCCCAACACCUCGCUUCCGCGCAAGAAUGGCGGCGGGCGGAAUGGCGGAGGCAGCGCGGGGGGCGCGCAGAGCGGUCAUGGUGGGAAGCGCUGUCAAAAUAGUAGGCAUAGUGAAGACAAGAAGCUUAGGGUUUAA